UUUGAUCUUUUGCACCAUCCUUCCCUGCAUUCUAUUGCUGCUCUGCUAGUGAAUGAAGAAAGCUCGACUCCCCAAAGAUAUGGAACCAAAUCCCAACUCAAAUUUCAAGGUAAUCUUGGGAUCAUCUUCUGUUGCCCGCAAAAAGAUUUUGGCUGACAUGGGAUAUCAAUUUACUACAAUGUCUGCAGAUAUAGAUGAGAAAGCCAUACGGAAAGAAAAGCCAGAGGAGUUGGUCAUGGCUCUUGCUGAGGCAAAGGCAGAUGCCAUCAUAUCAAAAUUUCAAACUAUUCAAAAUGAAGGGAAGGAUGUCAAACCCACAAUUCUAAUUGCUGCAGACACAGCAGAAGCCAUCAUACCAAAGCUCCAAAUUGAAGAAUACAACAUGGAUGCUGAGCCAGCGCUUCUAAUUACAUGUGACCAAGUGGUGGUAUAUGAAGGUAAUAUCAGGGAAAAGCCAUCCAGCAAAGAUGAAGCACGCCACUACAUUAAAGGUUACUCUGGGGGAUGUGCUGCUACUGUAAGUUCUGUUGUUAUUACCAACCUCAAGUCAGGAAUCAGAAAAGGAGAAUGGGACAAAGUUGAGAUACGUUUCCAGGACAUACCAGAUCAAGUGAUAGACAGCUUGAUCGAGGAGGGAAAUGUGCUGAAUGUUGCUGGGGCACUAAUCAUCGAACAUCCCCUUAUAUUGCCAUACGUAAAAGAAGUGGUGGGGGCGACUGAUAGCGUGAUGGGACUCCCCAAAGCUCUUACAGAGAGAUUGAUAAAGGAGGUUCUGUAGAAGCCUUUUGAGUUUGCUGGAGGUUGGAUCCCGCGUGUGCAUUUUUUUUGUCAAUGCUCUCAUGAUUUUAUGAAGCUGCAUUCUCGCCACCAUGUCUCUUGUACUAAGUUUUUAACAUCUUGCGAUAGAAUGAGAAAGGUUGUCAUUUGCCUUUGAAUUCGAGCAUCAUCACCUACAAUAUUUUUAGGGUUCAGAAUCCCUUCCAAAGCUGAAUUUUGUUGCGAGAAGGAAAAGAUAAAUGGGAAUGCCUUAUAUUUCAGUAAGAUGUUUAGAAAUGCAGGCUUCUCGUUUCUUUUUUCACUCUGAGACUAAGUACGCUUAAGAAUUCGUAAGAAUUAUUGACAUUGA
Messenger RNA from Coffea eugenioides, 1126 nucleotides. RefSeq names its product maf-like protein DDB_G0281937. NCBI's taxonomy places the organism in Eukaryota, Viridiplantae, Streptophyta, Magnoliopsida, Gentianales, Rubiaceae. Gene Ontology annotation, molecular function: nucleoside triphosphate diphosphatase activity. Bases 53 to 778 code for a protein of 241 amino acids. The transcript has 10 exons. The record is from RefSeq and is a predicted model, not a curated record.